Molecule: messenger RNA, 306 nt
Organism: Aureobasidium pullulans EXF-150
Lineage: Eukaryota; Fungi; Ascomycota; Dothideomycetes; Dothideales; Saccotheciaceae
Exons: 2
Coding region: 1-306 (101 amino acids)
Cellular component (GO): NatC complex
Source: RefSeq, a predicted model, not a curated record
AUGGACAGCAACAAUGCAGAAGCGACUGAAUAUCUUACCCGUCUUUUGAACAAGACUCUGCGUAUCCACACGACAGACUCACGCAUCUUCGUCGGCACGAUGAAAUGUACCGACCAAGAACGUAACAUCAUCCUUUCGUUGACACAUGAGUACCGACAACCGCCGCCCAGUGUAGUGGAGAUUGCAGCCAUGCAGAUGGAGAUGGAUGGCGUGAAGGGAAACGUUAAGGUGGAUAUGCUCAAGAGAUUCGUCGGCUUGGUUGUUGUGCCGGGCAGGUACAUCACCAAGAUCGAAGUCGAGGAAUGA